CAUCACCUUCCUCUCAGGAUUAAAGAUCUCACCUUCUCUCUCUCACGUUCCUUCUCACCCCCCGAAACUAUCGAAAAUCCCUCUCCUUCUCUCUCUAGGGUUUUCGUGUCUUUCGCACUCAAAAUUGUAUGGGCCAGCUGAUAAAUCCAACUGCGGAGCCAAGCUUGAUGUCGUGUCCGUCAAAUUUUCCGUCUUUCGGUUUCGUUUCUUGCAAGAGGCGUUGAGAAUCGGUGCCUUCCUGGGAUUGGAUCGUGGGGCUGCGUCUUCAAAGGGCAACACUUGUGCUUCUAGCUGGAGACGGGCAAGGCAUAGUUGUGAAGAAUCAUUUUUAACAGUGAUUCUAUACUGUGAUCGAGUUCAUGAGAUCAUAUAUCAAGAUUGAUUCACUCUUUAUAGACCUUACUGACUAUUUUGACCAGAGCAUUGAUCCAGGAAAAUGUGAACAUUUCUCAAUGCGCGGAUAUGUAUCUGAAAUUCGCCAAAAAGACUGGAAAUUGUGUUGGCCAUUUCCAAUACUAGACAACCAUAAUGAGUCUGAACAAUUACCAUUGCUCCCACCAUUUGAUGUACCAAAAUUAAGUUGUCAAAGCUGUCAGCAAGAAUGUGCUUCUGAAGGCAGUCAUAAAGAUGAGGGAAAAGACCUCAAUUGUAGUGCUGCAGCUCUCAAUUCUGAUGCUCAGCAAGCUCCAAUUGCUGUCACUUUUGAGGGAAAGGAAAUUGAUCUUAACAAUUCAACUAACCUGGGUAAUGGAAACGAUCAUAUAGCCUUUAGCAAUGAGAAAGAAAAGAAAGCUGAAGCUGAAGAAAGCAGAAUAAACAAUGAGAUUGGUAUGGAGGGUCUCAACCAUCAAAUAUCUAGUGUUUCAUCUCCAUUAGUUUGUGAAGAAAUGGGACAGGAACGACAGACAAAUAACAAAGGUGGGGAAGGCAAAGAAGUUUUUGAGGUUGAGCUUGAUACGGGGAAUCUCAAGCGCAAGGAUAAGAGCAAGAGUUCUGCUGAGACUUGCGAUGGAGGAAAGCCUGCUUUUGCUGAUAAUCAAUGCCUGAAAGAGACAGAAAAAGCUUGUACAGAGUUGGAGAAAGGCACCAUAUUUACUGAGGCAGACAAAACAGUCGAUCACACAUCUGCACUGCCUCCACCAGAUUCAGUUGCUUGUCAUGAAACUAAACCAGGAAGUACUGAUAAUUUGGUCAAAAAUGAAUUUCAGGAUGAACAUCUUGGAAAGUCAACUGGUUUGCAUCGUAAGAAACCUCGAAAGGUGCGCCUGCUAACUGACUUAUUAGGUGGAAAUGGUGAGACAAAAACUGAGCAAAUUGCUGUACAAGGAUUCCCAUUUGAAGGUACUUCAAUUCACCAGGGUCAGGUGAAUGAUCAAGGAGAUUUGACAAAAAUUGCUCAGAGUAGGAAACGGAAGUUUAUUGUGGAUGAGGAGCAGAUGGUUGAGACUGAACUUGAAAACUUGAAGGAAAACACAAAAACCAUUGACCCUGUUCUGAAUAAUGGAUCUGAAGAUGUAUUUGCUGGAACAGAUACUCCAGAUUUUGUGAAGAACAACGGGUGUAAGUCAGAAAUUGAAAGAAGCCAUACUGUGGAUAUUAAGAAGAACAAAAAGAUCCAAUUUGUCGGCAAUCACUUGAUAUCUGAGCCUCAGAAAGGGAAGCAAAAACAAAAUCAGGACAGAAUGGAUUUUGCAAAUGACGGGUGUGCUUCUAGAACUACUUCCAAAUUUGCUCAUGCUCCUGCAUUUGUGGAGAAAGGGAUGAGUAAUUUUCCUUUGCAUGCUCCAAGAACAGAAAAUGAGUCCAAAUUUUCCAAAGGAAAAGGCAAGAUGCUACAAGCUGAUCAAGAAUUGCCUUCUGUUUGUUGCCAAAAUAAUGGCAUGCUAGUAGAAAAUUCGUUUGCACAUAAAACUGAAAAAGUAAUGCCAAAUAUGUCGCCAACUGUUCCAAAUCACUCUGCUGAAGGUUUAAUGAUCCAAAAAAGUCUGGAAGAGGGACUGCAUCUUUCUCUGAAUAGUUAUUUGGCAACACAGGAUUACAACAAAAUAAUACGUAUCCAUGAAAAUGAAAAUCGGCUACCUUUCUCAUCACCUUCUCAAGAGGGAACCUCGAUAGCACAUCAGUUUGUAAGGAAAGAAUGGGAAACCAAUGUUGUUGGAAAGCCAAUCAUUCCGUUCGAGCACAUAACGGAUGAUAUUUCCAGAAAAAGAGUUCGUUCUGAAGAAAUAACUGGUGCGAGAAACAUGGAAGAAACUGCUGGAGCUCUAGAACGAGUGGGUAUAUUUAACCGAUACAAUGAUCAAGCACCAGACACGGGUUCUGAGCAGGAGUCAGGAGAUGAUGAUGAUGACUAUGAAGAAGAGGAAGAUGACGACGACGUACCCAUGGACAUUGUAGAUUUCAUGGCUAAGUUUCAGUACUUGAGGGGUCUUCCUGAUACUAAAAAAGAAAAGCGCUUGAAAAGAUCCAGCAUCAAGAGAAAAGCACAAGUUGGCAGCACUAUAAAUGGGAAAGGGGAACAUAGAUUAUUGAAAGGUGACCAGAAGGAAAUGGCAAGGGAAAGACGUGGGGAUGAUAGUAUGGUCAUGAGAGGAAAGAAUGCAAGGUCCCGUGAAAGAAACUCUGUUCAUUGCUUUUCUUCAUCUGAAGGCGACCCAUUGAAUCUGAGUAGUCUCUCUCAAACUUCCCUCUAUGGGAUUGAAGUCUCCCAGCCCCAAAUGAAGCCAUCAAGUGUAUUCCAUUUUUCACCUAUAAGUUCCAGCCAACUUGGUAGUGCACAAAAUCAUAGGUUAAAUAGGAUUACUGCAGAGUGUGGAUCCUCUGAUCCUGCGUUGGAAUCCCGGGGAGGAUGUAGCCUACAUCAAACUAUUUUACAAGAUGAUGACAAGGCUUCUCGUGCUUGGGGAUCCUUGACUCCGAAUCAUGUGUCCCUGGGAUAUGAUAUUUUCAAAAACAGUGUUAUUUCCCAGUCUACGAGCACAAAGGAUUUGCAGAAGCAGAACAUGAAGAGGGAUAUUGACAUCAACCGUAUAAAUUUGAAUGCUGUUGACUAUGAAAAGCUUAAUAGGGGAAGGGUUCCCGGACCCUUGAGCAGGAUGAAUGCAGAAUACCCAUUUCCCUGCAAACAUAAUGGGAUUGAACCCCUUCAAAAGCUAAGGGAAUCUCAGCACAUGUAUUCCAACGAGACGAUACCUGCCAUGCAUUUACUUAACCUUAUGGAUGCAAGCAAGCAGUCUCGUACACCCUUCAAUACAAGUGUCAAUGCUCAAAUGCUUAAGAGGCCUUUAUAUCCCGGUGAUUCCCAUGCUAAGUUGGAGAUAGGUACAUCUAAGGCUCCCCUUGUUGGUUCCCUGAAACGGCCAUCGUCUGAUUAUUUUGGUAAAAGCUACCCAUCAGAGAAGCAACAUGGCUGUUUUGGCUUUCCUACGCUUGGUGCAUCCUCAUCUGUUGGGCAGGGUGAUAAAUUUGUGGGAACUACUAGUUUCAAUGGUCGAAUUCCCUCCAAGUCUGGAAUGAAAGAUAGGAUGAAGAGCUCCGGCUCAGCCAUGCAUAAUAGAGGAAAUGCUCAGCAGCUUAACUGGCCAUAUCUUGAAAAGGAAACUUCACUGCAACGUCAAUUCAAAGUCCAUGAUACUUGUGGAACCUCAAUGCCUGUGAGAAAAAGUUCUGGUUCGAACAUAUGCAGCAUCAACAGAAACCCUGCUGAUUUUACCGUACCGGACCCCGGGAAUGUAUAUAUGAUCAAAGGCGAAGAAUUGAAAUUUGAAGAGGCAAGUACGUCCAGGAACAGGCUCGACUUGCUUGCUUUGCAUAGUUGCAGACAGCUGAAAAACUUGAAGCCAAGUAAAUAGAAAGAAUACGAGGGACAUUGAAAUGUCGUAGAACCUGAUAGGUGGUGGCUAUCCAGCAUGUCUUUUUUACUUUUAUGUUGAUUAUAGAAGUACGAAGUCUGCCUUAUAACCUCAUGUUACAGUUUUAAUAAUAUUUAAGUUAUUUGAUGCCCAUAUUUGUAUGCUGAGGAAAAUUGUGUAUUAGCCUUGCAUCAACAUGUUCUUUAAGAAUAUCACAUUGCUUCCUCGCACACGAGACGGACCAAAACUUCAAUUCGUUUGCUGACCAA
Molecule: messenger RNA, 4120 nt
Organism: Prosopis cineraria
Lineage: Eukaryota; Viridiplantae; Streptophyta; Magnoliopsida; Fabales; Fabaceae
Product: protein EMBRYONIC FLOWER 1-like
Exons: 6
Coding region: 360-3851 (1163 amino acids)
Biological process (GO): shoot system development; negative regulation of flower development; negative regulation of DNA-templated transcription
Source: RefSeq, a predicted model, not a curated record